CAGGAAGUCGUCGGUGAGUUCGUUCCCAAAGUGUAAACCAAAAACGAGCAAACGUCGACAACGAUGACGCCUGAGUCCCGAGCGGCGUCGAACGGAGGGCUGACGGCGUGAGUGUGCGGUCACUCCCUGCCUCCAUCCUCUAUGACUGCUCCUGCAGCCUACGCUCGCCUGGAGCAGAAUGAGCCCAUGAACGGUUUGCGCAUCUCCGUCGGGGGCCUCCCCAUGUUGGCGACCAUGGCCAACGCCACAGACCCUCGCUUCCGCCUCAAGUGGCGGCCCAUCGUGGUGAUGGCCGUCUCGCUGGGCUUGGUCCUGCUGCUCCUCAUGCACUUGAGCGCGGGCCUGCCCCCCCGCGCCUACACCUCCGUGGGCUGGAGGGCGGACCGCGACCGUCCGCCGCGGACCGGCGCCCGCUACAACGACACCUACCCUCUCAGUCCGGCCGAGCGCACACCGCAGGGCACGCGCUACCGCAUCGGCGUCAUCGCCGACUUGGACACGAACUCUCGUAGCGAGAAAACGCUGACGUGGUUCAGCUACAUGCGGCGGGGGUACCUCCUGGUGUCGCAGAGCGGCGACAGGGUGUCCGUGGAGUGGGACGCGGAAAGGACGGUGCUGGAGAGUCACCUGGCUGAGAAGGGACGAGGCAUGGAGCUGUCGGAGCUGGUGGUGUUCAACGGGAAGCUUUACAGCGUGGAUGACAGGACGGGCAUAGUUUACCACAUCGACGGCGACAAGGCCGUCCCUUGGGUCAUCUUAACGGAUGGCGACGGCACCGUGGCUAAAGGUUUCAAAGGCGAGUGGUUUGCGGUGAAGGACGAGCACCUUUACGUGGGCGGUCUGGGGAAGGAAUGGACCACCACGUCGGGCGAGUUCGUCAACGACAAUCCGGAGUGGGUGAAAGUGGUGGGAUUCCGCGGGGAAGUGGAGCACCGCAACUGGGUCCCGACGUACAAGUCGCUCAAGUCAGCCGCUGGAAUCCAACCUCCAGGUUACCUCAUUCACGAGUCUGCGACGUGGAGCGACACGCUGCAGCGUUGGUUCUUCCUGCCGCGCCGCGCUAGCACGGAGCGCUACGAGGAAACGGCGGACGAGCGGCGGGCCACCAACCUGGUCCUGAGCUGCUCGUCGGACUUCACCGACGUCACGGUGAGCCGGGUGGGCCCGCUCGACCUCACCCACGGCUUCUCCUCGUUCAAGUUCGUGCCCAACACGGACGACCAGAUCAUCCUGGCGCUCAAGUCUGAGGAAGACGCGGGCAAGAUUGCCACGUACAUCGUGGCCUUCACGCUGGACGGACGCAUCGUCCUACCGGAGACGAAGAUAGGCGACGUCAAGUACGAAGGCUUGGAAUUCAUCUAAGUUUGUGUGUCGUUCGUUCUUUCCAUUUUCAAAUAACAACUAAAAAAUGAAGAAGGGAUUUAUAUGCGGCUAUGUGAAAAAUUAAGAGACAAAAUAAGCUGUUUCGGUGAUUUAGAGUUUUAUUUUAUGUGCUGCUGACAACACAAUUCCCAAAUAUGAGUUUUGUCAUUUUGAGCAUUUAAAUGUAAUUGAUGAAAAAUGGUCAGAAUACCAAAAAAAAGGUCUAGUGUUUUAUUCUGGUUUGGUCUCGUUUCUUUCAGAGCUGUAUAUUGUCACCUUGCUAAAAAUAAUGGGUAAAGUUCAAUCAACAGUUCAAUUUCAAAACUAUAAAAUGGGACCGCAGGGCUCAAUUUGAUUUUAAUUUUUAAUUGGUUGGGAUUAUGUGACCCGAACGUUUGGUAGCAAGCAUGUGGAAAGUUAGCUUGUUAGUUGGCGUGAGUAGUCAAAUGAUCCAUCCAUCCUUUUUUGUGUACCAGUAGAGAGAACCCACGUACCACUCGUGGUACUCCAUCCUACAUAAAGAGUAAAGACUAUUCAGUAGUUCCAUUAUUCAACACAACCAUACAACCCUCACAUAAGGCUCAUCAAAAGUGUUAGCUAGCAUCGCAGUCCUGUGUCCCAUUUUUCAUUUUUGAUAUGAGUCUAGAAUUGAAAUAAAAAAAAACAAAAAAGGCGUUUUUUUUGUUAUAAACUCAGAAGGCUGCUCGGAUGAGAGGCAAAACGUCUUCUUAAACCAGAACAGUCCAGUUGCAAUCGAUUCAAUGUCUUGUGAAGGUUAUAUAGAAAAACUUAAUCAGUCACUUAUUCACUUGUUUGAUUGCCAUUUGAAAAUGGAAAGAAGGAAUACUACACGGAUUCAUCUCGAGGCUGAGGGAUCGCUCCACUGUGCUUCCAUCUUGUUUACAAUCCCGUCCGUCACUGUUCUGUUGUCGCAGCCGCCUGUCUGUGACGCAGUUUUUUAGCCAUCAAUAACAAUGCAGCGGCAGCAGCAUAACAAAUUGUUGUAAUGGUGGAAGACCUCUCCAGCUCCAGAACCGCACUGACGUCCUUUGAAAAUGAAUGUACAAGAAACUGAUUAUUAUACGACUGUUUAGUUCUCCUCCAGCACAUACUGUACAGUCUUGACUCCACCAUUAAACGUCGUCACUCUGGA
Phycodurus eques (leafy seadragon) is the source of this 2515-nucleotide messenger RNA. RefSeq names its product calcium activated nucleotidase 1a (gene cant1a). The transcript is spliced from 4 exons. NCBI's taxonomy places the organism in Eukaryota, Metazoa, Chordata, Actinopteri, Syngnathiformes, Syngnathidae. Gene Ontology annotation, molecular function: calcium ion binding; GDP phosphatase activity; UDP phosphatase activity. The coding region runs from base 142 to 1362 and encodes 406 amino acids. Gene Ontology annotation, biological process: proteoglycan biosynthetic process. The record is from RefSeq and is a predicted model, not a curated record.